GCGGCGGUGGCAGCUGCUGUGUCGGCUCCGGGCGGCCCCCGCGCCGCAGCCCGCGCCGUGUCCGCGCCGGAGCCGCCCAGGUGCCCACGAGGAUGGUGGCGCGGCCCUAGGCCCAGGCUGCCCACCAUGACCUGCUGGCUGCGCGUCCUGAGCCUGCAGCUCCUGCUCCUGCCCACGGCCCCGCCCCCGGCGGGGGGCUGCCCGGCCCGCUGCGAGUGCACCGCGACCACACGCGCAGUGGCUUGUGCGCGCCGCCGCCUGACCGCCGUCCCCGACGGCAUCCCGGCCGAGACGCGCCUGCUGGAGCUCAGCCACAACCGCAUCCGUUGCCUGAACCCGGGCGACCUGGCGGCCCUGCCGCGGCUGGAGGAGCUGGACCUGAGCGAGAACGCGAUCGCGCACGUGGAGCCGGGCGCCUUCGCCGACCUGCCGCGCCUGCGCGUCCUGCGCCUGCGCGGCAACCUGCUCCAGCUGCUCCCGCCCGGGGUCUUCACGCGCCUGGACAACCUCACGCUGCUGGACCUGAGCGAGAACAAGCUGGUCAUCCUGCUGGACUACACCUUCCAGGACCUGCGCGGCCUGCGCCGGCUCGAGGUGGGCGACAACGACCUGGUGUUCGUCUCGCGCCGGGCCUUCGCGGGGCUGCUGGCGCUGGAGGAGCUGACCCUGGAGCGCUGCAACCUCACGGCGCUGUCGGGCGAGGCGCUGGGCCACCUGCGCGGCCUGGGCGCGCUGCGCCUGCGGCACCUGCCCAUCGCCGCCCUGGAGGAGCAGAACUUCCGCAGGCUGCCCGCGCUGCUGCACCUGGAGAUCGACCACUGGCCGCUGCUGGAGGAGGUGGCCGCCGGCAGCCUGCAGGGGCUCAACCUGACCUCGCUGUCCGUCACGCACACCAACAUCUCCGCCGUGCCGGCCGCGGCGCUGCGCCACCAGGCGCACCUCACCUGCCUCAACCUGUCCCACAACCCCAUCCGCACGGUGCCGCGCGGGUCCUUCCGCGACCUGGUGCGCCUGCGCGAGCUGCACCUGGCCGGCGCGCUCCUGGCGGUGGUGGAGCCGCAGGCCUUCCUGGGGCUGCGGCAGAUCCGCCUGCUCAACCUCUCGGACAACCUGCUCUCCACGCUGGAGGAGAGCACCUUCCACUCGGUCAACACGCUGGAGACGCUGCGCGUGGACGGCAACCCGCUGGCCUGCGACUGUCGCCUGCUGUGGAUCGUGCAGCGCCGCAAGACCCUCAACUUCGACGGGCGGCUGCCCGCCUGCGCCACCCCGGCCGAGGUCCGCGGCGACGCGCUGCGCCACCUGCCCGACUCGGCGCUCUUCGAGUACUUCGUGUGCCGCAAGCCCAAGAUCCGCGAGCGGCGGCUGCAGCGCGUCACGGCCGCUGCGGGCGAGGACGUGCGCUUCCAGUGCCGCGCCGAGGGCGAGCCGGCGCCCACCGUGGCCUGGGUGACGCCGCGGCACCGCGCGGUGACCGUCGCCAACGCGGGGCGCGCGCGCGUGCUGCCCGGGGGCACCCUGGAGAUCCGGGAGGCGCGGCCGCAGGACAGCGGCACGUACACGUGCGUGGCCAGCAACGCGGGCGGCAACGACAGCUACUUCGCCACGCUGACGGUGCAGCCCGAGCCGGUGGCCAACCGGACCCCGGGCGAGGCCCGCAACGAGACGCAGGCGGCCGCCCGCUUCCCGCUGGACCUCACCGCCAUCCUGGUGUCCACUGCCAUGGGCUGCAUCACCUUCCUGGGCGUCGUCCUCUUCUGCUUCCUGCUGCUCUUCGUGUGGAGCCGCGGCCGCGGGCAGCACAAGAACAGCUUCUCGGUGGAGUAUUCCUUCCGCAAGGUGGACGGCCCGGCUGCAGCGGCCGGCCAGGGCGGCUCUCGCAAGUUCAACAUGAAGAUGAUCUGAGCGCCCGGGAGGACCGCGUUUCCCCGCGCCGGCCCCUCACCGGCCCUCUGGUGACCACCUGUGCAUUUCCAGGGGGGGUGGCUGCAGGCCAGCUCCUGGCAGGACUUCCCCUUUUUUUGUAGAGACCCAG
Manis javanica (Malayan pangolin) is the source of this 2035-nucleotide messenger RNA. RefSeq names its product leucine rich repeat and Ig domain containing 3 (gene LINGO3). Gene Ontology annotation, cellular component: plasma membrane. The record is from RefSeq and is a predicted model, not a curated record. Gene Ontology annotation, molecular function: protein binding. NCBI's taxonomy places the organism in Eukaryota, Metazoa, Chordata, Mammalia, Pholidota, Manidae.